Messenger RNA from Somion occarium, 1333 nucleotides. The record is from the annotation of a GenBank genome assembly. Lineage: Eukaryota; Fungi; Basidiomycota; Agaricomycetes; Polyporales; Cerrenaceae.
GGGGGGUCUGAGUGAGUUGGACGUCGAUCAAGUGCACUCAGCAGAAAGCAAUAUUAGGCUGUACUCUCACUCUGGCUGCCACAACGGCCCUCUUUCACGACGACCCGUUCUUCGCCCUGUUGAGAAAGGAGGUCUUUGGAAUGGCUAACCAGCCUCAAAGCUCUUCUCGUCCCUCCACCAGCCAUCAACACAACCCGUCUACCAACGGCCUCAACAAGCAUCCUUUCUUCGACGAGUCCAGAUAUGAGGAUCCGAGCUACGUGAGCCUUCCUUCGAAUGACAUGAACGCGUGGUAUUACCCUUCACACGGCUACGACUCUGACGCGGACGACGACGAGAUACGCUUCAAUCCUGCCAUUGGAAACUGGGGGAAGAAGUCUGUAAGAGAGGCCAGAUGGAUACGGAGGGGAAAGCAAGCUCCUUGGGGGCCGGGGAUCGAGGAGUGGCAGGCUGAAGAACAUGCUCGCAAACGUAUCAAAUUGAUGCUACCCCCUAAACAGGACGAAGACGGACCCGUCACUCUCCCACACCUACGCUCACCGUCGCCUCCCAUUACUGCACCAUACCCUGCACCAGACACGCAACACUCGACAUACACGUCCUUUGUCAUGGACCCUUCUGUAACCCACACGUUCAGGUCACGUUUAUUAGACGAACUGGAAAGUGCAACUAACAAUCUGAUCGAAGGAGAGACCACCUUGAGACGCGCCUUGGGACGCCUCCUUCAGGUGCUUAAUGAGGAUCCAGAUAAACUAAAAGGUACAGACCCUGUGGUACCGAAACGCGAAGAUGAGGGCGAAGACGAGCGUGUCGACCCACAGUCACAAAGGCAUCCAGCACCUGAUCUUACACCUGCGAUAUACAAAAUCUUUUUGGAUUCGAUUCCCGACCCCUCCGCACCAUUGCUUGACCCUGCACAACCCACACAUCCGGACAUGGCAUUUGCAAGAAUGCAGAAAGCCAUGGCGGGAGUGAGGGAACUUCACGACGAUGGUCGCGAAUAUAUUGAGCGACUGGAAGAGAUCAGAGAGUACAUUGGGACAGCUAGAAUACAGAGGAGUGCAGUAUGGAACAUGGUACGGGAGAGAGCCUUGAAAGAGCUUCAGGAUGCGGCUUAUGCUUCAGCCGGAUGAUUUGCCACAUGGCUGGUGAUAUGCAUGUCGCUUGUGGAUGUCCUUCUUGUCUAACUUACUGAAAGUUUUCUGGACUCUUUCUGGACAUUGGUGUACAUUAUUGGUACCUUACUCGUGGAUUCCUACUAAAAUUCCUGCGAGGAAAUUACUUGGCUUAGGUGUGCCACCUUAAUGUUAAAAUCGGACGCAUUUCAAAAGUC